Molecule: messenger RNA, 2122 nt
Organism: Emys orbicularis (European pond turtle)
Lineage: Eukaryota; Metazoa; Chordata; Testudines; Emydidae
Gene: C1GALT1
Product: core 1 synthase, glycoprotein-N-acetylgalactosamine 3-beta-galactosyltransferase 1
Exons: 4
Coding region: 53-1135 (360 amino acids)
Cellular component (GO): membrane
Molecular function (GO): N-acetylgalactosaminide beta-1,3-galactosyltransferase activity
Source: RefSeq, a predicted model, not a curated record
GCCGGGACCCGCCCUGCAUGCGCAGGGCCGAGCCGCAUAUUGCCUUCAGGAAAUGGCCUCUUCUAAAUCUUUGCUGAAUCUUCUAACCUUCACAUUUGGAUCAACAAUAGGAUUUUUCACAUGUUACAUGCUAUUUAGCAUAGUGUUGGAAAAACAGGUUGAGAUCCAACCUAAUAUUCUUCACAAUGAUCCCCAUGGUGAACACUCAGAAGAAACUGGAAGUGAUCAGCUGGAAGGACAAAUGAACUUCAAUGCUGAUGCUGGGCAGCAUCAAGAUGAGAACAAAAAUAUUGCAGAAGGACUGUAUCAGAAGGUGAAAAUACUUUGUUGGGUGAUGACUGGGCCUCAGAAUCUAGAGAAAAAAGCCAAGCAUGUUAAAGCGACUUGGGCCCAGCGUUGCAAUAAAAUACUAUUUAUGAGCUCUGAGGAGAAUAAAGACUUUCCAACUGUGGGACUAGAAACCAAAGAAGGCAGGGACCAACUGUACUGGAAAACUAUUAAAGCCUUCCAGUAUGUACAUGACCAUUAUAUUGACGAUGCUGAUUGGUUUAUGAAAGCAGAUGAUGACACAUAUGUUAUACUGGACAACUUGAGAUGGCUUCUUUCAAAAUACAAUCCCGAACAAGCAAUAUACUUUGGAAGAAGGUUUAAGCCUUAUGUGAAACAGGGCUACAUGAGUGGAGGAGCAGGAUAUGUACUGAGCAAAGAAGCUCUAAGGAGAUUUGUUAAUGCAUUUAAAACCAACAAAUGUUCUCAUAGCUCUUCUAUUGAAGACCUAGCACUCGGAAAAUGCAUGGAGAAUAUUAAUGUAGAAGCCGGAGAUUCAAGGGACACAAGUGGUAAAGAAACUUUUCAUCCCUUUGUGCCAGAACAUCACUUAAUCAGAGGAUAUCUACCUAGAACAUUUUGGUACUGGAAUUAUAAUUAUUAUCCUCCCAUAGAGGGUCCUGGAUGCUGCUCUGAUCUGGCAAUUUCAUUCCACUAUGUUGAUUCCACAACUAUGUACCAGUUGGAAUACUUGAUUUAUCAUCUCCGACCAUAUGGCUACCUAUACAGGUACAAUCCUGACUCACUCAAGAAUCUAGAAAAGCAAAUCAAAAGCAAAGCAAUGGAUAAUGAUGCCGAAAGCUCCUGAAACUGAAUCAGACUUCUACCCAAUAAUAAGAUGUGGAACAACGCACUGAAAGAAGUAUCAUGGAGUGAAAAGCAACUACAUCUAGCUCAGACAGGACUCUGGAAUUGCUAGUAGUAAUUCAUUUGAAUUUUAAAAGUUCUGUGUUGAGGGUCUUCCUCUGUGACUGCAAACUACAGGUUUCAUUGUGCAGUUCUUAUUCGUGGGGAUAGUGGGACUUUUCACAUGUUAGGACUGCAGAAUCAGGUCCUAAAGCUUUUAUGUGAUCUGUGAAAUCUGUUGAGGUGGCUUUGUUACAAAUUCUUCAUGUUUAUAUUAUUGUAUUAAAACAAAUGGAUGGUGGUGAGGUUCAAGCACGAUUAUACAGUAUUUUCUAGUCAUUAUUUUUCUUUUUGCCCCAGUUCCCAUUAUUUUGGAUAAGUACUAAUGUUAGAAAUCCUGGGCUACAUAGGUUCAUCACUUUGAGAUGGUGAUGAUACCGGAGAAAUUUGACAUGAAGUAACUUGGCUGAAAAGAGAGAGAAAAAAGUCUUCAAAACCACUCCUGCCUUAAAAACAGACUUUAAAAUAUUUGGUGUAAUUAGUAAUAUUCUGCCUAUUUAAUGUCGAAAUCUGAAUUACUUCCCAAAUGAAAUGAACUUGUUACUCUUGGCCUCAUCAUAAACUUCCCCCAAGAUACUACUAUCUGUUCCACAAAACCACCACCCAGUUGGCUUGUGCUAAUUGGCGAAAAGCCCAGGAAUAGCAAGGCUAUACAUCUUGGAGUAUGUUGAAGAUGUGUGGAAACUUGCAUACCUGCCCACUCUAUGCCUCUUGGUGUGUACUCCUUGCUUGAAUGGGCACAAAAUUCAUCCAAAAGCUUUUUAAUGUACACAUGAUAGAAAUAAACCCCUUAUAAGUGCAAUUUCCUCCCCUUGUAUUCAUUCUGUAAGCCAAAAAAUGUUUGUGUGAUAACACUACAGUCAUACAAUAAAUACUUGUGGACAGCCAG